Messenger RNA from Corvus hawaiiensis (hawaiian crow), 1190 nucleotides. RefSeq lists its product as uncharacterized. Lineage: Eukaryota; Metazoa; Chordata; Aves; Passeriformes; Corvidae. The record is from RefSeq and is a predicted model, not a curated record. The transcript has 4 exons. Bases 513 to 1190 code for a protein of 225 amino acids.
ACAUAGGGGCUGGCGGCGACGCAGCCACGCCACAGUGCUCGGAGCACGCGACGGGACAGGACGGGACAGAGCGGUGCCGUGAGGAGCCCCCGCACAGCGCACUCGUUCCUUGCCGACCCGGAGCUUUUCCGAAGCGUUAUUCCUGCAGGUGACCUCGAGGCCAGACCACAGGACUUGGUGACCUGUGGCCUUCUCGAGGCUUCUCUUUUGCAGGUGCCCUCGAGGGCAGACCGUGGGACUUGGUGCCCCGGAGCUUUUCCGAGGUAUCUCCCAUCCCUGUGGCCGGUGCCCUCAAGGCCAGACCGUUGGCUUAGCUGACCACAAUCCUUGACGAGGAGUCUCCUGUCCUUGUGGCAGGAGCCCUCUGAGACCAGGGUGCAGGACUUGCUGUCCUGUAGCCUUCCUGAGGUUUCUCUGCUGCUGGUGCCUUCAAGGCACAAGCGCAGGACUUGUUCACUCAGAGCUUUCCCAAGGAAUCUCUCUUGAAGGUGCCCUCGAGGCCACACUGUGGCAUGGCGGGCAGAUUCCGUCGCCUGUUCAAAGUGCUCAGGAGGAAAAAAGGCCCUGGAGCUGCCCCAGCACAACAGCCCGAAGAGCUGGAGCAGUUCCAGCCACGGCAGGACGAUGCAGCCCUGGACCGGACACAAGAGCAGGACCGUGCCCACGGCCGCUUCCGGAGAACAGUGCAGAUGUUCCGGAAGUUCAUGUGCAUUCGGCGUGGAAAGACCAGCACCACAGCAACUGAGGGCACAGCUGAGCCUGACUCUGGGCUGACCGAGCUCCAGGCAGAGCCUGAUGUCAGCACAGAUAUCACUGCACCCUCAGAAGACUCUGACAGUCCAAUGAAUGAUCACACAGCGAAGACUGACAGGGCAGUGACUGAGGACAUGGCCAUCACAAACACUGACACCGGAGAGACUCAGGGCAUCCCAAAUACUGACACUAUGCCCAUUCCCACUGGGAUUCAUGCUCCCAAACUGGAUUUUUUUGAAGAGAGUGCUGCUUCUCCUCAGCAGCAGGUGCCAGCCAUGGUGAGGAACAUUCACCAGAGACUCGGGUCCCAUGUCACUGUGGAUGCCUGGCUGCAAAUUGACAUUCUGAGGCUGGCUGAAGAGCACCCCGCUGAUGUGGUGCUGACCCUCCUGCGCUGUGCCCCAUCGUGCGACAGGUACGGGGCCCAGCUGCCUUGA